Messenger RNA from Glycine soja, 1331 nucleotides. Its product is annotated as probable protein arginine N-methyltransferase 6. Gene Ontology annotation, biological process: peptidyl-arginine methylation. The record is from RefSeq and is a predicted model, not a curated record. Bases 351 to 914 code for a protein of 187 amino acids. NCBI's taxonomy places the organism in Eukaryota, Viridiplantae, Streptophyta, Magnoliopsida, Fabales, Fabaceae. Gene Ontology annotation, molecular function: protein-arginine N-methyltransferase activity. The transcript has 7 exons.
AUGAAAGAGAGAAAAAAAAACAGAAACUCACAGCAUUUUCACUCUGUAUCCCUAAUGUGGCUUCUUCUCUGACAACACCACAACUGACGGCACACGUCUUCCUCGUCUUGUUCUCUCUGUAUCACGUGCCCCCUGUGUGCUUUUCUCUGGCAACACCACGGCGACACAGUGAGGGUUCUUCUCUGGAGCGUCCCAUUCUCCAGGGUGUGGUUGUUGUGUUUCUUGGUUUUCUUUCUCCAAAAGAACUCCAACCUUCCUCUGCGUCUUUCUCUGCCAGCAACCCCACACGACACUCCUCCGUCCUCCUCAGGAGCAUCCCAUUUCUCCGAUUGCCGCUCUACAGAGAUGUCAUGGCCGACAACGUCGUAUGCUUCACUAAUUCAAAGACCGUCGACAAUAAAUAUGCAAAUGAAGUCAUGAAAGCAAAUAACUUGUCUGAUGUCGUUGUUGUAUUGCAUGGGCGAGUUGAGGUAAAAUAUAUUGAUAGUUAUUCUGUUACCAUCCAAGAGUUAGAAUCUGUAACCGCCAAAUUUAAGUUCAAUUCUAUGAUGCGAGCACCAUUACAUGGUUUUGCAUUUUGGUUUGACGUUGAAUUUAAUGGGCAUGCAAUAUCAUCAACCAAUUAUCAAUCAACUACUUCAUUUGUUGACAAUCAUCAGAUGAAUGGUAGUCAGAGAAAAAGGCGAACAAACCCAAAUGAAGCACUGGUCUUGUCCACUGCGCCUGAGGACCCUCCAACACAUUGGCAGCAGACAUUGAUAUACUUUUAUGACCCUAUAGAGCUGGAACAAGAUCAACUAAUUGAAGGUUCAGUGACAUUGUCACAAAGCAAAGAAAAUGCUCGAUUUAUGAAUAGUCACCUUGAAUAUACUUCAGGUGGUCGAUCGUAUGUGAAAGAGUCUGUUAUGAGAUGAUGAUCUUUUCACUUGCACGACAUCCUCGGACUGCAGCUUAUAUCUUUUCUGACUUCGUUUCUCCUAUAGAACUGAGGUAGCAGUUUGGUUCUUGAGAAUCACUAAUCUCUGCUUGCUAGAUUAGAAUGGAGCAACUGACGAACUUGUUAGCAUAGAGUUAGGUAAAUCACAUGAAACUUGUUGUAAUUUAUUUGAUACCAAAUACAUCAUUGAGGCGGAUUAUUUAUGUCAUAAUUUGUCCUUUCUAAAGCCUUUAUUGUGGGGCCGACUCGUUUCAAUUUUUUCUUGGAGUCUUAGUGUAGCAUAGGAGCUGUUUUGAACCCGAUUUUAUUUUAUGUUCGUUAAAAAUUGGUAGCAUCGGCCAUUUUCCUGUAUAUUGCGUGUAUUGAUAGAUUUCAGUUAUCAUCGUUGAGCAUC